Rhincodon typus (whale shark) is the source of this 1701-nucleotide messenger RNA. It is a transcript of the gene lactbl1b, whose product is annotated as lactamase, beta-like 1b. NCBI's taxonomy places the organism in Eukaryota, Metazoa, Chordata, Chondrichthyes, Orectolobiformes, Rhincodontidae. Bases 1 to 1701 code for a protein of 566 amino acids. The record is from RefSeq and is a predicted model, not a curated record. The transcript has 6 exons.
AUGGAUUUGAAAUGGCCAUAUCUUGGCAUGGCUUUCUUUAUAGCUGUCUCUAUCACCAUGACUUGCUGUUUCGUGUGGCAGUACAAACUUCCAAAGAAAGACAUGAAUGAAUUUGCUUUGUCUAAAGAGCCUAAAUCUGUUCAGAUGUGUCCCAGGCAUCCCAAACCUGUACCAUUGGUACAUCCCAUGCCAAUUAUAAAAGAAGCUCUCAACAAGGUUGACUUUCUGUUACGUCAUCAAAUACAUGCAAGGAACCUACCAUCAAUUUCAGCCAUUGUAAUAUUUAACGAUACUGUGCUGUGGACUGGAAAUUUUGGGAAAAAAAAUGCAUCUGAUGAGUUUUCACCUCCACCAAAUGAAUAUACUGCUUACAGGAUUGCAAGUAUUUCCAAGAUCUUCCCUGCUAUCAUGCUGUACAAACUCUGGCAGGAAGGAAAAAUUGCAUCUCUGGAUGAUCCAUUAACAAAAUAUGUCCAAAACUUCACAGUUAAAAACCCACUGGGAAAUUCAAAACACUUGGAAAGUAAAUAUGAAGCAGAUGGCCUGGUAUUUCUUGAGCGAGGGGAAGCUGCUGCAAAACUAUCAUCUGUGACAUUGAAACGAAUGGCCAGCCAGCUGUCAGGGUUACCUAGGCGACUCAGAUCAACAAGCCUGCUCUGGAAUGGAAACACUGAGAUGGCACUGAAUCUUCUACGGGAUGAUUUACUCAUCGCGGAUCCUGGUACAAGAUGCCAUUACAGUAAUUUGGCAUUUUCCCUCCUGGCUCACAUUCUAGCCAAUCAAGUCGCUGGAUCAGAGUAUCAACGCUGGAUUACUGAGAAUAUUUUAACUAAACUAGGAAUGGAGCACACUGGAUUUGAGUUUACACACUCAGUCCGUUCUAAGCUAGCAGUUGGCGUUUACAGCAAUGGUCAGCCAGCACAGCUAUAUGAUCUUGGUUGGUACAGACCCUCCGGCCAAAUGUAUUCCACGACUGCGGACCUGGCCAAACUAGCCAUGGUGCUUUUGGGAGCUGUCCGCCGAGAUCUUCUUGAGCCUGACACCAUAAAAAUGAUGCUCACUCCAGUCUUCAGGUGCUCUGAGGAUUACUUUGCCAGCAAAACAGGAACGCCGUGGGAAAUCGAUGAACUCUUUGGAUAUGACAUCAUUAAAAAAGAGGGCGAUUUGGAUGGUUACUCAGCCACAUUCUCCCUGAUUCCGAAACUCAAAUUAGGAUUUGUUAUUUUGAUGUCAGGUUCUCGGCCUCAAGAGAAGGACUUGACUAUGAGAGUUUAUGAUUAUUUAAUACCUGCAAUGGAGUCUGCAUUUCGACAAAGCAAAAGAGUUCUUUCUCCGCCUCCUCGCUCUAAGCCUUAUGUUGGUUACUACACAUUUGCAAACUUGACCUUUUAUGAGAUUAAGAAGGAGAAGAAUGGAGUGUUAGCAAUGCAGCAGUUUGGCCCUCAUAUUGAAAGCUUGAUUCCUGAGAGGUAUCGAACGAUCAAACUCUGUUAUUUAGAAGAAAGGGUAUUUCAAAUUGUAUUUGAAAAAGAAUACCCUUGUGUCUUGAAAUUUAGCACAGCUUCAGUGUCACUUGAAGCUCAAGAUGGACAACUGUUUAAUUUUUUUCCAUUCAACAGGAAAGGCCUAUCUCCUGGUUUUGACGCUCCAGGCCUUAAUACGUAUAAUAUCCUCCGCAUCAGUCAGAAACCAAAAUUUUGA